This is a messenger RNA of Leptonychotes weddellii (Weddell seal), 5771 nucleotides long. The record is from RefSeq and is a predicted model, not a curated record. Lineage: Eukaryota; Metazoa; Chordata; Mammalia; Carnivora; Phocidae.
UCUAAAUUGUUCAUUGUAGUGAUCAUUUGUUGGGUACCGAGUCUCAUAGUUGGUGCUUUGCCUUCAUUAUCACCUCCUGUGUGCUGGGCAUCACACUGGGUGCUGAGAUAAAAUCAGAGAACCAGUCCCUGCUCUGCCUGUGAGGAACUUAGGCCAAGUGUUAUUAUCCCCAUUUUAUGGAUGUGGAAACUGAGGCCCAGAGGGGUUACGUGAUUUGCCCCAAUGGGCACCUUGGCUGUGCCCUGCUGAUCCCCAGAUACCCUCUCACAGCACCUUUCUCAUCUCUUAACGUUCGUGUUCUGCUUUGUCACUGUAAGUUGUUGAAUCUCAAAGGCAUGAGGGCCUGUGGUCCAAGGGUGGAUGUGGAGCCGCAAGACAGAGUCGUGGGAACUGCAAGCCCCUUAACCUCGUCCGACCUGGUUUCCUCCCUCCUCUGAACACAAGGACGAUGAUCUGUGCCCUGUCUGCCUCCCAGGGCUGCGGGCAGCCUGUGAGGGAUGCAGUCGCCCCACACAAAGCCUCACAGCCACUAAGUGGCCUGAGACACAGCCGCGUUGCUCCCCAGCGUUAGCAGAAAGGCGGCCAGGGCUUCGCGAGGUUCCGAGGGCCCGCCCUGUGGCUGAAGCGCCGCCUUGUGGCUGAAGAGCAUACUGGCUUCCCCUGGGUCGGGAAAUGGCUCCAGUCCCUUUCAUCCAGGAUCCAGAUUAGGAAAACAUCCCCGACAUUCCUGGCAUCAGACAGAUCUGGUUCCUUGAGGUGAAAUUGGUGAAAUUUAACCAAGUGCACUGCAAGCUUCUUGGCAGACAAGUUCCUCCCCGGGACAGCAAAGCCAGGAAUCUGGUGCAUUUAGUAACCCCUAAGAAGUGUCACCGGGGGAAGGGCUGCUUCUUCUCCAAGGCGAGUUUUCCAGCAGGGCGCAGGCCAGGCUGCCAUGCAAUGAAGAGAUGGAGGCUGGUGGAACCGGUCUGGCUUUGUGUUUCCCAAUGUUGUAUUUAUGUAAUCCUUUUGGUCAAGUGUCGCUAAAUGUUCUGUCCCUAAACCUCCUCAUGCUGUUGCCUCCACGGACUGCAGAUGACUGCCCACUUGUUCGUGCUUUCUUACCCGUCAUUUUCUUUCUGUCGGCCACUAGCUAAGGAGCACAUACGGCGUAAUCGGCAGAGUCGGACCUUUUUGGUGGAGAAUGUCAUAGGAGAAAUCUGGUCCGAGCUGGAGGAAGGUGACAAGUAUGUGGUCGUGGACAGUGGCGGGGGCACCGUAGACCUGACCGUCCAUCAGAUACGCUUACCGGAGGGACACCUGAAGGAACUGUAUAAAGCAACAGGUGGACCCUAUGGAUCCUUAGGAGUAGAUUAUGAAUUUGAAAAACUUCUGUGUAAAAUAUUCGGAGAGGAUUUUAUCGAACAAUUCAAAAUCAAGCGUCCCGCGGCCUGGGUUGACUUAAUGAUUGCAUUUGAGUCUCGUAAAAGGGCAGCAGCCCCGGACCGAACAAACCCACUGAACAUCACCCUGCCCUUCUCCUUCAUUGACUACUACAAGAAGUUCCGCGGGCACAGCGUGGAGCAUGCCUUGAGGAAGAGCAACGUGGAUUUCGUGAAGUGGUCCUCACAAGGGAUGCUGAGGAUGAGUCCAGAUGCCAUGAAUGCUCUUUUUAAGCCAACCAUUGACAGCAUCAUUGAGCAUCUCCGGGACCUGUUUCAGAAGCCUGAGGUGUCCACUGUCAAGUUCCUCUUCCUGGUGGGAGGCUUUGCGGAGGCGCCCCUCCUGCAGCAAGCGGUCCAGGCUGCCUUCGGCGACAAGUGCCGCAUCAUCAUCCCCCAGGACGUGGGCCUCACCAUCCUCAAGGGCGCCGUCCUCUUCGGCCUGGACCCCGCGGUCAUCAAGGUGCGCCGGUCGCCGCUCACAUAUGGGGUGGGCGUGCUGAACCGCUAUGUGGAGGGCAAGCACCCACCCGAGAAGCUGCUGGUGAAGGACGGUACUCGCUGGUGCACCGAUGUCUUCGAUAAGUUCAUCUCCGCCGACCAGUCGGUGGCCCUGGGGGAGCUGGUCAAGCGUAGCUACACCCCGGCCAAGCCUUCCCAGCUGGUCAUCGUCAUCAACAUCUACAGCUGCGAGCACGACGACGUGAGCUUCAUCACCGACCCGGGGGUGAAGAAGUGCGGCACGCUCCGCCUGGAUCUCACAGGGACCAGCAGCACAGCCGUGCCCGCCCGGAGGGAGAUCCAGACCCUCAUGCAGUUCGGGGACACAGAGAUCAAGGCCACGGCCGUCGACAUAGCCACCUCGAAGAGCGUCAAGGUUGGGAUUGACUUCUUAAAUUACUAACAGACCCGCCCCGCCGCCUGCGAACCCCGCCCCCACCCCUGGACUCUGUUCCCCUGCAUCUGCUGACCUCAACCCUGACUCUUCUUUCUCUGUCCUUGACCUUCAGCAUCGCCCACCUGAAUUUCAGCAGGGAAGAUGGGAACGACUAGGGCUAGAAACAGUUAGGGAUUUUUGAGGGCACACUGGAAUCAGAAAAAACUGUCGGAAGUUUGGGAAUAAGAAAUCUGAGGAUCCUGGAAGAGCAGCUAGUUUUCAUAGGUGCCCAGUGGUGAGACAGCCACCCGACAAGGGAGUCAGUCCGUUUCUGCAGCGGCGAUUCAGCUUGCUUUGAACGGAUCUCUGUUAGGAUGCCCUAAUCUAUUUGAGACUUUUCUUUUUACGUUUUUUUGGAUGGCAGUCAAUAUAAAAUGCUGUCCAUCUGCAGUUAAUUUCUUUUCAUCAUCAUGUGAUUAAAAGCGGUGAUUCAGUGGGAGCUGGGAGCAUGUGCAGCUGGUGGGAGAGGCCUGCCCACGCUGGGCACUAUUUUAGGUUCUCAUAAUUUCAAUUCUGAAUAGCUUCAGUGAGGAGUAACUAUCGCCUGAGCUAAUCUACUAGGAUUCGAGUGAGUGGGAGAGCUGAUGCCCUCACUUUUCAGCAGGUGAAAGCUGGCUUCGAGCGAAGUGGGUGGUUUAGGCGCUGCUGACUUAUCCCAAAUCAUACGCUGGGACAUCAUUCCCCGGAUGCCAGAUCCUGAUUUCUGAAUUCAUAAAAUAACUCAAGUUAACCUUAGUAGGCUUCUGUGUGAGGAAAUGGGCUUGCAGUUUGCCUUGUUCACAUCACCAAGCCCGGGAAUCUGGAACAGCCCCUCACCUUGACAAGGGUCCAUAUUAUAAAUUACCUCCCUUCUCCCCCUCAUCUCCCAAAGAGUUUUGGCCCCGCAUUCCCACAUUUCAAAAAGAAUACAUUGGUGAUACAUGGGUAGAGAAUCUGUACUAUGAAAUGUUUCACUAAAAUCUUCAGUUUUUUAGGCGUAUCUAAAAGGAAUUCAUAGAUUUGUACUUGAUGAAUUCAGCCAGGUCGGUUCAAAGCUGAUCUGUGGAUCCCCUUGUGAGAACUGCCUGGGUGCCUCUUAAAAGCAGGUUUCUGGAUCCUAUUCCUUUUACAAAUUGAAUUUGGGUCUUGGUGGGGGAGGAGGGGACCAGCAUUUGCAUUUUCAGUAGACACCACGGGGGACUCUGGUUCCAUGGGAAUCUGAGAACUCCUAACUUGAGGUUUUGUUGGAAGCUGAAGCACACACCAGCGCCUGCAGUCUCCCCCUUGGGGAGAGGGAUUUUCAAGUGAAGAACCGGGGUCCCACACUCUGCCCUUUGUGAGUGGGGCUGGGGCUCCACCAGGCUUGGGGGUGGCGCUUUUAGCCCUCACAGGAAUAGCCUGCAAAGGAGGAAGGUCGGAAGAAAGGGACCCUAAGAACAGAUGAGGAACCAACUGGUGUCUCUGCUGGAACUCAUUCCUAUUUGAAAUCCCUGGAGGCAUGCAUAAUAAACGAAGGGAGGAUGAGCUAAGGAACUCACUUCGAAGGCAAGCUGGAUUCACAAACCCAUUACCAUAGCCAAUAUGCAGAUUCGAAAUAGCAUUUCCAGUUUCAUUUGAACAUGUCUUUCCACACCGCCUGCUGCAGAAUUCCCUGCUAGAAUGUGAAACACGAACAAACCACUGACCUAGAGAAUGCUAGUCAUGUAACUUAACUUCGUAGCAGGAUUGCGCAUCCAGGCACAGAGGUGUGUUUGCUGGGGUUCUCUUGCUGCCUGCUCUGCUUCAAAAGCUAAGUGUUCUGGGUCUUUCUUUGGUGUUGCCAGCCAUACUCUGCAAAUAAGACUUCUCAAUUUAGUUAUAAGUAAUAUAAUUUUAUGUACAUACAGUAUUAGAAUAUUGUACAGAAUCUUUAUUUCUACAAUGUGCUUUGUUAAAAAAAAAACCAAAAGGAAAAUGCUCUUUGAAUUUUGUUGAUGACAUUGCUGCCUUUAAUUUCCCAUGGCUUCAUUUUUUAAUUGCGCUUACUUAUCCAUUUGUACCCGAUACUAAGCUUAUGGACUAUGUAUGCGAGACUGAGCAAGAGUCAGAGGUGCGGAGGCUCCGAAUACUCUGGAAAAAAAAAAGGGACAACAGCUGGAUCAACAGCUUCGUCAGACCUUGCUUCACUCACAUCCUUCCCAGAAGCUCACAGUUUACAUUGAAAGGAGCAUUAAUCAUGUAUCGAUUCUCCUGUCCAGUCUUUGAGAGCUGAACAUUCUGGUUCUGUACGCCACGUGACUGUGCAGGACGACCUACGAAAACUCUCUGCGUCCCUGCAGGGUUGUCAGCUUCUUGUGGGGCAGAGCUGGGUCACUCUGAUGGCCAGAUGUGGUCCCCAUGUGCCGUGUUGUCUGCACAAGAGGGUUCCAGGAAGGAAUCAAGUGGGGCACAAAUCCAGCUGUUCCACUCGAUUAAGUGUAAGUGUGAGUAAUUUAGUGAAGUCUUUUUUUUUUUUUUUUUGGCUAAUGUAAGACCUUUCCCACCUUGCACUGAGGCUGUCUCCUUGUCUGAUUUCUCUUUAGCGAGUUGGUUGAAUUCUGCGCUGUUGGCAAGCAGGUGAUGGAGAGGGGUGAUAACUUUACCGGACUUUCUUCUGGCCCCAGAAAUGCAGCCCCAAUAGUCGAGCUUCUUAAAGGGAAGCCCCCAAUCCAUCCCUCCUCUCCCUCCUGCCCCCGGAAAUACUGUAGAAUGAGAACACUGGAUAAAUACACGUGGACACAUUUUCUAAUCUUAGAAAGUUUCUAAAAGGCCUGUUCUCUUGACCAUUACUCAGCUGUCCCUGGAGUAUUAUCUGAUGUUCAUGUUUUGGAAGCAGACCUGUCAAAGGAUCACCUUUCUAACUGCCCUCUCUCUACACAGCAGGCAUUAGUAAAUGCUGAAUGACAGACAAGUCACAGACAGACAAGAUAGGAGAGAGAAGGAGACAUACAGGCACUCACGCAGAGUUGAAGAUUGAGUCUGGAUUAUGAUUGAGUCCAGAUUGCAGAGCCUGCCCGCCCCCUAGGAUGUUAUUUAGAUCAAGUUUAGCUUUUAGAGUCUAGGUCUGGUUAAUUGCCAGGGUGGCAAAGAAUCGCAUGCGCCAAUAUAAACAGGAGUCCAAAUGCAUUAUUAGUCGAAGAUCAAAUUUCACACUGUAGAGUUGAAGUAGCUGUGAGUAAGCUGCGUAUUUAUGCUGGGAAAUGACUAAGUGGAUGACUCGUAUAAAAGUUGUUGUCCGUUACGUCACACCUCUCAUCUGCUUGGAACAUGGAACUUUAUUCUAAAAUAUCAGCCACUGGGGUCUUGUUCACUACAAGAUAAAUUCACACUCCACAGAACUUCACAGCUGUUCACAACUUGACGAGACUGUACCUGCAAACUCUGUCUUCACAGACGUCUAAUAAAGCAAAAACUCUGGA